GUAGCCGGCAGGUGAGGCGGGUGGAGCAUCACACUCUCCCACCCGGGAGUUGCCUCUCCUGCUUCACCCUCCACUCUCCUCCACUCUACACUCAGUAAAUACAGCUGAGAGCACUGAAGGAAGGAUCACCACUUCACACGUUCCUGUGUUACUUACUGUGAGAGAGACAGCCAUGGCAGGGGCACUAAUCAAGAAGGGAUUUACUCACCUGAAGAGCAAGGAGUUUAGGGACUAUUUAAUGAGCACACACUUUUGGGGACCAGUUGCAAAUUGGGGAAUUCCAUUAGCGGCCAUUGCUGAUACUAGAAAACCUCCAGAAAUUAUUAGUGGAAAAAUGACAUUGGCUCUCUGCUUGUACUCUGCAAUUUUUAUGAGAUUUGCCAUCAAGGUGCAGCCAAGAAACCUUUUACUCUUCAGCUGCCAUUUCACUAAUGAAACUGCUCAAAUAAUACAGGGCUGCCGUUUGUUAAAUUAUGAGUACCAGGAAAGAAAGAAAGUUGCAGAGGAAGCCUCUGCUGUGGUUGAAGAUGCCACCUAAAUGUAGUAUUAAAAAUAUUUUAGAAGAUUGCGACAUUAAGAAUCCUUUUAAAUUAUAAUUGUUUAUGCAAGUUAUUGCUUUUGAAGAAAUUUUAAUCAGAUUAAUAAUUCUGUUCUGUAAUUAAACCAUAGUUUAUUUUUUAUUAAAUACAACUUAUACAAUAUAG
Messenger RNA from Procambarus clarkii (red swamp crayfish), 704 nucleotides. It is a transcript of the gene Mpc1, whose product is annotated as mitochondrial pyruvate carrier. Gene Ontology annotation, biological process: pyruvate import into mitochondria. The record is from RefSeq and is a predicted model, not a curated record. NCBI's taxonomy places the organism in Eukaryota, Metazoa, Arthropoda, Malacostraca, Decapoda, Cambaridae. Gene Ontology annotation, cellular component: mitochondrial inner membrane.